UGCUUUGCAACCGUAGCCAGUUCACCUAUUCACAUGUAAAUGAACCGUCAUAUAUAUGGCGUGUGUGUGACCCCUCGAAGCGACAUUAACAAGACUAGUGUCCCUCUGCAGUCCCUGUCGGCAGCUGGGGUCGCCGGCCAUCUGUCCCAUUCAUAAAUUGUUGUAACGGCUCUGUGGAUUACACCAACCUUCAAGUGGGUUUUGUCGUUUUUUGGCAGCGCCUGGGUUAAACUUGAGCAACAUGGCCCCCAUCCGUAAUAACACAAACGGAAUGGACAGAGAUGACAAAUGUGACGGCACAAAAGUUGACCGAAAGAUUAGGAAACCUCUGGUGGAGAAGAAAAGAAGAGCUCGCAUCAAUGAAAGUUUACAAGAACUCCGAGUUCUCAUCGCGGACACAGACUUGCAAUCAAAGAUGGAGAACGCCGAAGUACUUGAGAUGACAGUGAAACGGGUGGAGAGCAUCCUGCAAAGCCGGGCUCAAGAGGUGGAGGCAGUAAACCGGGAGGCGUGUGAGAGGUUUGCUGCGGGGUACAUCCAGUGCAUGCAUGAGGUACACACGUUUGUCUCCAGCUGCCCGGGAAUAGACCCGUCCAUCGCCGCGGAGCUGCUGAACCACCUCCUGGAGAGCAUGCCCUUGAACAACGAGGACCGCCUCCGGGUGAUGCUGUCGGACAUCAUGGCAGACAAUAACAGCACUUGGCCCCUGUCUGAGAGCAUGUACACAGCACUGGUGUCCCCGGCCCCCUCAGCCUCCUCCACGGAUGACAUCUGCUCUGACCUGGACGAGACAGACUCAGAGCAAAGUCAUGUUUCUGGAGAGGAGGCAGACAGCCAGGAUGUCUUGAGUUUGCCAACCUUAACAUAUUCCAAGUCAAUGUGGAGACCAUGGUAGAUAGGGCUUAUGACAGGAAUGGCCCCAUUCGUGUUUUUUUUUUUGUUUUUUUUUAAAUAGAGGAAUUACUCGAUCUUUGUGCUAGGCAGUUGUGUGGGAUAGGCCUACUGUAAGUCAGGAUAAAACUGCUGGAGUGACAACUUUUGACAACUUGUUGAACGGCAUCUGAGAAGCUCUUCAUGUAAUUAUUCUGCAAUUGCAAUUAAACUAAAAGCUAAAAUGUAUUUAAGAAAUUGACUAUGUAUUUAAAUCCACUUUGCAGAGGUCAGUUUCAGUUGUAUAGGGGUCUUCAUAUGGAAGUGUAUCGGCCUAUACCUUCAAUGAAGGGGGUAAAUACAUAUGUAAAUAUUUGCUUGUUGGAUAUAGGCAUGGUUGUAUAGAAGAUACCUGUCCCACUAGUAAUGCAGAGUUAGUUGUGUGUAAGUUAUUUCUUUAGGAUGUCUGCAACUUUGUAUUUAUAAAUGUCAAAAUGACCUGUUUUUAGGCUACCUCAGCUGAUUUGCCUAUGCUCAAACUCUUACACUGACUUUUUAAUAAAUGUCUUUUGAUAAACCCCUUGAUUUCAUUC
Messenger RNA from Myripristis murdjan (pinecone soldierfish), 1463 nucleotides. Its product is annotated as transcription cofactor HES-6-like. Gene Ontology annotation, molecular function: DNA binding; protein dimerization activity. The transcript has 4 exons. NCBI's taxonomy places the organism in Eukaryota, Metazoa, Chordata, Actinopteri, Holocentriformes, Holocentridae. The coding region runs from base 242 to 895 and encodes 217 amino acids. The record is from RefSeq and is a predicted model, not a curated record. Gene Ontology annotation, biological process: regulation of DNA-templated transcription.